AGCGUCGGGCGGAAGCAGCACUACUUCCGGCUCCUCCUGCCCGCGGGGUACGUGGGAAAGAAUGGCCGCGACUGUGGAAAAGGGCAGUUUGUCCGGUACCACCUGACAGCGCUUACACCUUGUGCUCCUGAACUAACGCUUCUUUUCAAGGCUGCUCUCCAGAUUUGCACAAUGUUUAUUUUCCUCAUCUACUUUUGUUUUUUCACCAAGUUAGGGUAAUAUUUCAUCUUAACAGUUUUCACCUUGGAGAAAGAGCUCAGGCUCCAAAUUGACAUGUGACUAUUCGAACAACCCAUUGACAGUUGGUUCCUCCCAAACAUGGUUCGCACACAGUUAAACAAAUUUCUAACUGCGUGAGGUCUACGUCUAGUCGUAGGAGGAAGACAGCAUAAAUAACCAAACAAAAUAUACGGCAAAAAGCAAGUGCUGUGGAAAACAAAACUUGGGGAUGGAGAGAGAGCUCAUCAAUUAAGGAUACCGGCUGCUCUUCCAGGGGACCCAAGUUAAAUUCCCAGCAACCGCACGGUGGUUCCAAGUGUCUUAACUCCAGUCCCAGGGGAACUGACACCCUUUUCUGGGCUGGGUACCAGAAAUGCAAGUAAUGCAUAGACACGCGUGAUGGUUUGUAUAUGCUUGGCCCAGGGAGUGGUGAAGGUGUGGCCUUGUCGGGGUAGGUAUGUCACUGUGAGCAUGGGCUUAAGACCCUCAUUCUAGCUGCCUGGAAAUCAGUCUUCCACUAGCAGCCUUCAGAUGAAGAUGUAGAACUCUCAGCUCCUCCUGCACCAUGCCUGCCUGGGCACUGCCAUGCUCCUGCCUUGAUGAUAAUGGACUGAACCUCUGAACCUGUAAGCCAGCCCCAAUUAAAUGCUGUCCUUGUAAGAGUUGCGUUGGUCAUGGUGUCUGCUCACAGCAGUAAAACCCUAAAGACAAUACACAUGCAAGCAAAAUGCCUAUCCACGUAAUAAAAAGUGUGUGUUUGUGUGUACACACCAUAUCACAUGUCCUGUGGAGGUCAGAGGACAAAAACAGAGAUAGUUCUUUCCCUUUUACCUUCUGACCUAUCUCAGUGCUUUAGAGAUGCUCAACACCUGCUCAGUGACCCAGGGAGACUGGGCCCUCCACCUCUAUCCCAAUCAUAGUCUCAUCACACUGCCUUCAGGAUUGGACAAAAAACAGCAAGACUUUUAGUAUUAAGACAGAUCUGAGACAUGCAAAGGUCCACCCACCACGGGAGCCACCACAAAGUGCAAAUAUGUGGGGCAGAGAUAGGGAGGAAGGAGAAGCCGGACAGUUGAGCAUUAUGAAGAGAGGCAGAACUGGAGACACGGAGACACGAGGAGGGUGGAAAGGAACAGCCUGAUGUGUGCAGCCUGCCCUGCUACCUGAUGCCAUUGUGAAACCCUGGCCUGUUCUGUUGCUGAGGGCCUUGUCUGAGUCGGUGGCCAUGUGGCUCAUAUUAUGGCCAAAGACCCUGCGGGUAUCCCUCUCCUGGGACGAUAUUGAUAUCCAAGAGCUCUGUGGAACUGACCCUACCUCUCAGCGGCUGCAGCAAUGGGGAGAGCUGGUCCCACCCUUUGCUGGUGGCGGCAUUCAGAAGAGCAGCCCCUGGUAGUGGACCCCCUCCCUUGUUUGCUAUGCAGUGGCUUGGGUAAGGAGGAGAUGCUUUCCCCAUCCUUUUUGAUAUCUGCAUCAGGCUGGUGAGCUGCCCCCAGAGGCCUAAGAGUGGGAGAGGUGGCCCUGCCUCUUGUUGGCUGAGGUGUUGGGUGAGCCUGCAGGGCCAGUACUGAAGAGCUCACCGUUAUGGUGUAAGUGCUGGAAAACAGGCAGGUUGCUACCUCUCAGGCCCAGACCCAGGAUAGGCCCACCCCAACCUCUACCCCAUCUCUGAACCGCUGGAACCCGUUAAGCCACAGGACCUCCUUGACACAGGGCUAGGGCUACACCAAGAUAUUUGAAAGGAGUCUCAGUAAGGAUCCAGUAUUGAUAGUAACAGAAAUCAGACUUCAAACCAGAUCAAGGUGGACAUAAGGCUAUCCUGUGGGACACACUACAACCUCCAUGACGAGAUUUUUUUUGUUCUGUCUUUUAUUUUCUUUUGGGAGAGGAGGUUGCAAGGGUGGAGGGCAGAUACAAAGGGACAGGAGAUGAGUGGAUUGGGGUGUAUGAUGUGAAACUCACAAGGAACCAAUAAAAAGUAAAUAAAUUAAAAAAAAAACCAGAACUGUGUCAAGUGUUCCAUACAUGUAAACACUUUAUAUGCUAUUACUUAAAUUCCUACAUCUUUAUAAGGUAGUUAUUAUUACUACCUCUAUAUUUAGAGAUGAGGUUAAAAGGAGUUUUGGAUAUCUUGCCUAAGGUUACAGUCAUAGGAUUUAGGGACAAACCAACUUCAGAGCCUUCUGUGCCUGCUGGGCUAGUAUGCCCCGCUCACAGGCACUCACACACCUGCAUCCUAUCUAACUCAGGACCAAUAUUGCUGCUUCCAAAGGCUGUGUGGAAGUCCAUGGUCCAUGCUGCCAUCGGCUGCUAUGGACAAGGAAGCGUCUUUCGCAGCGGCAUUGAUGAUUGCAGACUGAUAACUGAGAAUGAGAGACACUGAACGUUUCUGUGACUCUCCCACAUCCCCACAAAGAAAUGGUCCAGUGAGGAAGCUGUUGAAGAGUCCCUAAAAUUGUAAUAAAGACGUUUGAAGUAUAGCUCUUUACAGUAGAAGGCUUCUAGUGGAGGGGAGGGGAACGACAGUUUUCUUUAAGGAGCUGGCUUUUGGGAGUUUGACCACACUCUAGUGAGCAUAUGGGCAACACAAAUUUGUCUUGGUGUGCUUUUUUUUCUGGGGAGAGGGUGCAAGGGUGAGAGAGUAGACCUGGGUGAAAUGAAAAGUGAGUGUACUUAGGUACAAUGUAUGAGAUCCCCAAAUAAUUAAUAAAAAUAUUAUGUUGGAGAAAAUUCAAUUAAAAAAAGAUUUUUAAAAAAUUCCCAAGAAUUGAUAAUAAUUAUUGAGAGAACAAUACCUUAAGGGAAUGCUUGCUCUGUGUGUGCGUGUGUGUGUGUGUGUGUGUGUGUGUGCAUGUAUAUACGUGUGUGUUUGUGUAUAUGGUGUGUGUGUGCUGGUGCAUGUAUGUAUGUGCAUGUGUGGUAUGUGUGUGCAUGUGUGUGUGCAUUUGUGUGUGGUGUCUGUGUGAAUGUGCAUUGUUUGUGUCUGUAUGUAUAUGUGUGCGCUCGUGCAUGUAUGUAUGUGCAUGUGUGUGUGGUGUAUGUGUGCAUGUGUGUGUCUCUGUAUGUGGUGUGUGCAAGUGUGUGUGUCUGUCCAUGUGUGUGCCUCUUGUGUGGCCAUAGUUUUGUUCAUUGUCCAGUAGUUUUUGACUUAUUUUUCAGGUCAGCAUACAAAGUUUUAUUUCAUUAUGGCAUUUUAAAGCAAAAUUUGUUGACUCUCUUAUUCCUUUUUUCUUUCCCUAAGGGCUUUUUCUUAACCACCACCAACAAAAUGUCUGUAAACAGCAGACAGGGAGGCCAAUACUUGGGGAGAAGAUACAGUAUUUCUCGGUGUGGGAGCAGAAUGGCUGUGGUAUGAAUAUGAAAAUCAGUAAGCUCAGUGCUGGGUAGAGUAGCCCAUGCUUUUAAUCUCAGCACUUGGGAUGCAGAGGCAAGUGAACCUCCAUGAGUUCAAGGCCAGCCUGGUCUACGAAUUGAGUUUGGUCAGCCAGAGCUAUAGAGAAACUCUGUCUCAAAAACAAAAAAACCAAAAAAACAUUGAAAUUAGCCUACAAGUAGACACAGUGUAUAGCAUAACCCCUACACGCUUCAAGAAAACAGCACUGUUUAGUUAGGGUCUUAUUGCUGUGAACAGACACCAUGACCAAUGUAAGUUUUAUAAAGGACAACAUUUAAUUGGGGCUGGCUUACAGGUUCAGAGGCUCAGUCCAUUAUCAUCAAGGCGGGAGCAUGGCAGCAUCACAGCAUCCAGGCAGGUAUGGUGCAGGGGGAGCUGAGUUCUACAUCUUCACCCGAAGGAGGCCGGGAACAGCCUGAGCAUCCUCAGGAGCUAGGAGGAGGGUCUCCAAGCCCCUCCACAGUGACACACUUCCUCCAACAGGGCCACACCUUCUAAUAGUGCCACUCCCUGGGCCAAGCACAUGCAAACCAUCACAAGCACUUAUCAAAUGCUAGGUUUCUUCAGUAUACGUUAAGAUGGAGUAAAUGAAAGUUUCUACUUGGAGAUAAGCUUAUCUGAGGGAGGUAAUUUGUAUUUUUCUGUGGGGGUGGCUUUGAAACAGGGUUUCAUGUAACUCAGCUGUGGCGGUUUGUAUUUCUUUUUCCCUUUUUCUUUUCUUUCUUUUUUUUUUUUUGUGAACUAGCAAUUAUAAAUUGAUGAGGGUGAGAAUGUUUUAAUUAUUUAUUUACUUAAUGUAUAUGAGUACACUGUAGCUGUCUUCAGACGCACCAGAAGAGGGCAUUGGAUCCCAUUACAGAUGGUUGUGAGCCACCAUGUGGUUGCUGGGAUUUGAACUCAGGCCCUCUGGAAGAGCAGUCAGUGCUCUUAACCGCUGAGCCACUUUUCCAGCCCAUUUUCUUUGUUUUUGGUUUUUUUUUUUUUUUUUUUUUUGGUUCUUUUUUUCGGAGCUGGGGACCGAACCCCGGGCCUUGCGCUUCCUAGGUAAGCGCUCUACCACUGAGCUAAAUCCCCAGCCCCUGUUUUUGUUUUUGAUACAAAGUUUCUUUGCAUAGCUGUGGCUGUCUUAGAAUUCACUCUGUGGACAAGCCUGGACUUGAACUCACAGAGAUCCAACUGCCUUUGCUUCCCAAGUGGUAGGACUAAAGGUGUGAACCACCACCAGCAGUAGUAUUUCUUAUAAUUGAUCUUCUGUAAAUUAAGCCAGAAAUUCAGAAUCCCUCUCAAAGACAUACAUAGAAGACCUGUAUAUGAUGUUUUUUGGGGGAGAAAAAUAUGUGGACUCACAUGUAUUCCUUAAUGUUUAGAAUAGUUUUACCAUGUGUAUGUACUGGGGAUUAGGCACUAUUCCUGACACACACACACACGUCGUCUCUUUCCUUGGGAGAUGAUGCUGUGUGAACAUGAUGUAGGUGAAGGACUUCCACAUGUAUUUUUACCCGGAACACAGCAUGACGAAAAGGAGUCUGUUCCACGAGACACACUGGGUGGACACGUGGAAAGGUUUGCUUUUACUUUUUCCUUUUGUUCUGGAGUCUCACUAGUUGUAACAUGAUAAGCACUCACUGUCCUAUCCUAUGCAGGCAGUAGGUAUUCUGGGACAAAAGCUCAGGGUGGUUGGCAAGAAACCUUAUCCUUAAAGUUCGAGCCUCAAAGGACUGUGCUGCAGUUGCUGUCUGGCUGGCUUAUCCUGACAACCUAUUGUGCUUGUGAACUUAAUAAUUUCCGAAGUCCCAAAAUUGCCCACAGAGAACAUGCAGGUAAGUUUCUGACCAUCUCCAAAGCAUUUCAGCUAUUAAAACAGGUCGUUCUACAUGCAGAUCCUCAGCGCUGAGAAAAGUGGCAAGUGGUGCAGUUUGUAACGGCAAGCAUUUGCUUUUGUUUUGUGUUUUCCUAUUCAGUUGAUAAGUAGGAAAAGUAGGAGUCGGGAUUCCUCAGUGGUUAUGAGUGAACUUUAGAUGGUGGCAGAUCUGAGUUCAAAUCAUAAGCUUAACUUGGCGGUUAAUCUAUCGGAGAGUGGUAUCCCUGGGGCUAAAGGAAGCAAACUGUCAAAUCUGUGGUAGCACAAUGGCUGGCACACAGCAAGCACCCAGGAGGAUGCCACUCUGUAAGUUGCUUCCUAAUAGUGAGGUUAUAAUAAACAGAGUUCUAGUUUCUUUAAAGUUCUGUAGCUCUGUUACAAUUCUGUAUUGUCCCUUCCAGAUGGAUACUUUCUGUCUCUCUGGGUGAGGUGGAGUAAGCCCGGCACAGGUGCACCAGGAUGCUCUCUGCUAGGAAUCUGCUCACAUUGACAGACAUGCCAGACGGGUUAGAUAAAAUGGAGAGUUAUACCAGAAAUGUAAAUGUCCACCAGGGGAUGGUGGACACCCAAAGCAACCACAUCAUGGAAAACAGUCCUUGUCCUUUGUAAUCAGAGAGGAAACUGACCCAGGCGCUCCCAUUCAAGAACUGUACUUAUGGGGCUGGGGAUUUAGCUCAGUGGUAGAGCGCUUACCUAGGAAGCGCAAGGCCCUGGGUUCGGUCCCCAGCUCCGAAAAAAAGAACCAAAAAAAAAAAAAAAAAAAAGAACUGUACUUAUGUUCCCAGCGCCUUAGCCUUUUUCAUAUCUUUAGUGUCUCACAUAGCAUCUAGUUUAUAAUUACACACACACACACACACAACAACAACAACAACAACAACAACAACAACAACUCCACAACACUGGAGAAGAGGAAAACCUAAUCCCGUGACCUGGGAGACAGCCACCCAGUAGAGGAGAGAAAUAAUAAUAACGGAAUAGGAUGCACCACUAAGGGCCGUAAGAAGCCCACACAGGAGUCAGUGGGUGGGAUAAACAGGGAUGGAAACAGAGUUUAAAGGGACAAAACGCCUUUUCUCACUUAGGUGACGCUCUGCCGACUUCGGACUCACCAGUGGUGUUUCCUCCUCUUUAACGUCGUACUAUUUCAUGUGUUGCUCUUCGGAGCUGACUUUGUAGAAGAAUAUUUCUUACGUUCUUUGCCUCGCGUGGACAUGAAAAUUCUCAGCAUUAAAAACAAGGCAAGAAAACUGAACCUGGAACCUUUAAGGCACAAUCCUUCCAAGUACUAUGUCCUGAGCCAGCCGGAGGUGUGCAACGGGAAGACCAUCUUUCUGCUCUCUCUUAUCUUCAGUAGUCCAGGGAACGCAACAAGACGGGAGCUCAUCAGGAAAACCUGGGGUAGUGUGACCAGCGUCCGAGGCUACCCAAUUCUCACGCUGUUUGCUCUGGGAAUGCCGGCGCUGGUCGCUACGCAGGAAGAGUUAGAUGCAGAGGCUCAGGAGAAUAAUGACAUAAUUGAAGGGAUCUUCCUGGACAGUUCGGAAAACCAAACGCUGAAGAUCAUCUCAAUGACCCAGUGGGCUGUAGCCUUCUGUCCCAACGCCCUGUUCGUUCUCAAGGCUGAUGAGGACACGUUUAUCAAUCUACCAGGCUUGGUAGACUAUCUUCUCAAUCUGAAAGGUCAGAUGGAAGGUAUAUAUCUAGGAAGGGUUAUCCAUCAGGAUAUACCUAACAGGGACCCCCAUAGCCAAGAAUUUGUCCCUCUUAGUGAGUACCCCGAAAAAUACUACCCAGACUACUGCAGUGGUGAGGCCUUUAUAAUGUCCCAAGAUGUGGCUCGGAUGAUGUGUGUGGUUUUGAACGAAGCACCCAUCAUGGUGCCUGCUGAUGUAUUUGUGGGGAUCUGUGCUAAGUCCCUGGGCCUUACACCUAGCCACAGUUCAAGGUUUUCUGGGGAAAGGCACAUCACAUAUAACAGAUGCUGCUACAAGUUCAUUUUCACAUCCUCAGAAGCUACAGAUGCUGAAACUUCCCUAGCAUGGAAAGAAAUGAAUGAUGGGAAAGAAUGUUCUGUGUUCGAGACUUAUUAUGGGCUCAUCUCCUGCAAGCUUCUGACAUACCUGGACAGCUUCAGGCAUUUUCACUGGAGGAGCUCGGAAGACCGUGCUGGGUAUUUUGGUGAUUAGUAUCCACUCGCUGUUAGAUGUCUUCUUCUUACAUUGCUGCUUUCCUACUACAGAAGGCAACUCUCUGGACCCAUGCUAUGUCUUCUCUGAAUCUUUAUUCACACCUAGCAAAACCACAAGACGUUCUCAGUGUUCUGAUGUACUCAGUCUUGACAUCUUGGUUUUGAUGUUUAAGACAUUUAAAACAGGAUGGUGUGAUACUUUUCAAAAUAAAAUCUCUCAGAAAAGAGAAAACAUUAAGUUUCAUUAUAACAUGAUGUACAGAUGUAUUUUCUAAUUUUAAAAAUUUAUUUGGUAUGUGUGUGUGUAUGCGUGCGCACAUGCACAGGUGUGUAUAUAUUUGUGUCACGAGGUAUGCAUGGAGGUCAAAGGACAAAGAACAGGAGUCAGUUCUUCCCUUCCAACAUGUGUGUUCUAGGACUAAUCGCCCUUGCCCAGUGAGCCAUCUCACAGACCCACACAAGUGGUACCCAGGUAGAAUACAUUUUGAAUGCGUAAAUCCAUUUAUUUGGCAUUCGUGCAUCCUUGCAUAUCUUUUUUGUUGUUUUAAUUUUUUAAAAGAUUUAUUUAUUAUAUAUAAUUAUGCUGUCACUGUCUUCAGACACACCAGAAGAGGGCAUCAGAUCCCAUUACAGAUGGUUGUGAGCCACCAUGUGGUUGCCUGGAUUUGAACUCAGGCCCUCUGGAAGAGCAGUCAGUGCUCUUAACCUCUGAGCCAUCUCUCCAGCCCCUCUUUACAUACUUUUCAUGGUAAAAAAAGAAAUCGUGGUAAAAAGAAAUGAAUGCUCUCUCUCUCACACACACAGACACACACAGUAACUAUCAUUUCUGUGAAGUAUACUAGAUUUCCUCAACUUAUUCUUGUCAAAUUGAGUUUGUUUGGCCCCUGGAGGGCCAGGGGAGCUAUGGAGUCAUGGGGAUCAGGCCUGGAGUAGGAGUUGAGUAGAAUCAUGUCCAGACCCUGGAAUUAUUGUCCUAAGAAGGGCAGGAGUAGGACUCCUGUAUGUCCCAGCGUAAGUAGACCCACGCCCUGACCUUUGCCUCACAAGAGGAGGUCAGGUAGCCUGGUAGCCAGGUUACAUUUACUUUCCCUUUACAAGGUCAUAUCCAGCAGCAGCUAGAAUUCCUCUUCAUGCAGAUAUGGCAUCCCUAGCACCCUGGCCUGGGCCAAUUACACUCACUCCAUAGCCCUUACUCACCCCUCAAAAGUCUGUUUCUCCUCAAGCUCUCUGGCUUAUAGGUCCCUUGACUAACAAACCUCUGCCCACCUCCCAGAACGUAGAAACUUCUACUGAGUUUGGCGUUUAUACACUGCAUAUGAGAGUGAAGUUGUGGCUGUCUUUUGUGCUUGGCCUAUUGCCCUCACCACGAUGUCCUCUCGUUCCUCUGUGCUGGCGCAAAUGAUCAUUUUUUCUUUUUCUUUUCUUUUUCUUUUUUCCCUCUUUUUCCAAGACAGGAUUUCUCUACAUAGCUCUGACUGUCCUGAAACUCGCUCUGUAAACGAGGCUGGCCUGGAACUCAGAGAUCCACCUGAUCUGCUUCCCAAGUACUGGGGUUAAAAGCAUGCACUACCACCACCUGUUGAUAGCUCUUUCUUAAGGAGGAAUAGUUUUGACCUCCUCUGGUGAGGCAAAGGUCAGGGCAUGGGUCUGCUUACACUGGGACAAACAGGAGUCCUACUCCUGCCCUUCUUAGGACAAUAAUUCCAGGGUCUGGACAUGAUUCUAUUCAACUCCUGCUCUACCAUCGCCUGUCGAUAAUAGUUCUUUCUUUUUUUUUUUCGGAGCUGGGGACCGAACCCAGGGCCUUGCGCAUGCUAGGCAAGCGCUCUACCACUGAGCUAAAUCCCCAACCCUGAUAGUUCUUUCUUUUUUUUUUUUUUUUUAAAAUAUAUUUAUUUUAGGUAUAUGAAACACUGUAGUUGUCCUCAGACACACCAGAAGCAGGCAUUGGAUCCCAUUACAGAUGGUUGUGAGCCACCAUGUGGUUGCUGGGAAUUGAACUCAGGACCUCUGGAAGAGCAGCCAGUGCUCUUAACCUCUGAGCCAUCUCUCCAGCCCCUGAUAGUUCUUUCUUAAGGAGGAAUAGUACCACCCACAUUUUCUUCUUUUUAACUCAUGUGUGUGUGUGUGUGUGUGUGUGUGUGUGUGUGUGUGUGUGUGUGUGUGUGUGUGUAAGCACAUCAGAGAACAAUCCGGCAGAUCUCUCCCUCCACCAUGUGGUCAUGGAGACCAGACUUAGGUUUUGAAUCAGUUUUAGCAGCAGGUGUCUUCGCCGGCUGAGUGACUCACCAGCUUUGAUCUGCUCAUUCAUUGAUGGACACUUAUGCUGAUUACAAACUUUGACUAUUCUGAACAAUGUUACAAGGAUUGUAGUUGUGCAAAUAUCCUGAUUUUAUGUCCUUUCAGAAUAUGUCCAGAAGGGAGAUUUCUGGACGGGCACACCUUAGUUCUAACUUUUGAGGAACUGCCACAUUAUUUUCCAGAAUGGCUGUAUGGUGUACCUUCGUUCCAGUGGUAUGCAAGGACUCCCUUUCCUUACGCCAGACUGUCCAGCAGGUCAAAAUGACAUCUCAGUGUCAAUCUAAUUUGCAUCUUCCUGAUGGUUAGCAAUGGUAUUUCUUCGCUUACCUUGACUAGUUGUGGCCUUAGUUUUUUUGCUAUGUUUUUUGAUGUGGUCAUGCUAGGUUGCCCAGGCUAGUGUUGAAUUUCUGGGUCACCCACAACCAGAACGACCAGAUCACAUCACUGUGUCCAGCUCUGUUGGCCAUUUGCACAUCUUCUUUGGAGAAAUGUCAAUUUAUGAUUUUUUUUUUUGGCUUGGUUUUGAAUUGUUUGUUAUUGAAUUCCACACUCCCCUAUUUUUUUUCUUUUUUCUUUUUUUCGGAGCUGGGGACCGAACCCAGGGCCUUGCGCUCGCUAGGCAAGCGUCUACCACUGAGCUAAAUCCCCAACCCCCACA
This is a messenger RNA of Rattus norvegicus (Norway rat), 10618 nucleotides long. The record is from RefSeq and is a predicted model, not a curated record. NCBI's taxonomy places the organism in Eukaryota, Metazoa, Chordata, Mammalia, Rodentia, Muridae.